Molecule: messenger RNA, 618 nt
Organism: Pteronotus mesoamericanus
Lineage: Eukaryota; Metazoa; Chordata; Mammalia; Chiroptera; Mormoopidae
Gene: GP9
Product: glycoprotein IX platelet
Exons: 1
Coding region: 1-534 (177 amino acids)
Source: RefSeq, a predicted model, not a curated record
AUGCCUGCCUGGGCAGCCCUGUUCCUGCUCUGGGUUACUACGGAGGCCACCAAGGACUGCCCUGUACCAUGUACCUGCCAGGCUCUGGAAACCAUGGGGCUGUGGGUGGACUGCAGGGGGCAAGGGCUCACAUCCUUGCCUACCCUGCCAGCCCACACUCGCCACCUCCUGCUGGCCAAUAAUAGCCUUCGUUCCAUGCUCCCUGGCACCCUCGACCACCUGCUCCAGCUGCAGACACUCGACGUGGCACAGAACCCCUGGCACUGUGACUGCAGCCUCACCUACCUGCGCCUCUGGCUGGAGGACCGCACACCCGAGGCCCUGCCGCAUGUCUACUGUGCUAGCCCUGGCCUUGCCACCAUCCACCCACUGGACCAACUCACAGGCUAUGAGCUGGGUAACUGCGGCUGGCAGCUAGAGGCAUCAUGGACCUAUCCAGGGGUCUGGUGGGACGUGGCACUGGUUGUUGUGGCCACAAUGGGCCUGGCUCUCCUGGCAGGUCUGCUGUGCAGUGCCACAGAAUCUCUGUACUGAGCCUAGGCUCCCAGGGUCAUUCUCAGUCCAGACAGUCAGGCCCUGAGCUUUACCCCAGAUUCUACCAGCCCUGAUCAUCCAGAC